AGUCGAGUCGAGUCCUCUUCUAUUUGCGGGAACGGUCAAAUACCGCCUCUCGGAGAAUCGAAGCCCAACUGAGCGUCGGGCGUAAUGGAUCUGCUGAAGCGGGAACUGGAGAAGAAGCGGAAGGCGGCGACGGCCGACUUCGGGGGCAAGAGCUUCGUGCGGCGGUCGGAGCUGGAGCAGAAGCAACUCCAGAAGCGGCGCGACGAGCACCGCCAGCUCCUCGCCAAGGCCGGCACGUCGGCGCCCUCCGCGAAUUCCGCCGCAGCUGCUACCGGUUCCGAGGAGCGUCGCAUCGACGAGCUCGACCUCCCACGGCACGAGGUGGUGCGGCGCCUCCGUGUGCUGCGCGAGCCCGUCACGCUGUUCGGGGAGGACGACGACGCCCGCCUCGCGCGCUUCAAGCUCGUGCUCAAGUCCGGCGUCAUCGACGACAUCGACAUGACCGAGGGACAGACCAACGACUUCCUCCGCGACAUGAUCGAGAUGCGCAAGCGGCAGAAGGCCGGGAGGGACACCUACGCCAAGGGCAAGAGCAAGCGUGUUGAUGGCGGCGACUGGGGUGCUGCCGGAGGCAGUGCAGAUGAUGGGGAUGCCAAGGGGAGCGGCGAUGAUGUUGACGCAGACAAGGACUCCAAGAGGAUGAGGACCAAGUUUGAGGAGCUUUGCAAUGAAGACAAGAUCUUGGUGUUCUUUAAGAAGCUGCUUAAUGAGUGGAACCAGGAAUUGGAUGAGAUGACUGAGCUAGAGAAGCGGACAGCAAAGGGGAAGUCCAUGGUUGCAACAUUCAAGCAGUGUGCACGGUAUCUCAGCCCGCUGUUUGAGUUCUGCAGAAAGAAGGUUCUUCCUGAUGACAUCCGUCGAGCAUUGCUUGUUAUUGUGGAGUGUUGCAUGAAGCGAGAUUAUCUAGCGGCAAUGGACCAAUACAUCAAGCUGGCAAUCGGGAAUGCACCAUGGCCCAUUGGAGUGACUAUGGUUGGCAUCCACGAGCGUUCUGCCCGAGAGAAGAUCUACACAAACAGCGUCGCCCACAUCAUGAAUGACGAGACCACUCGCAAGUACCUUCAGUCAAUCAAGAGGCUGAUGACGCUUUCCCAGCGGCGUUACCCUGCACUGCCCUCAAAAUCAGUGGAGUUCAACAGCCUGGCAAAUGGGAGUGACCUGCAGGCGCUUCUAUCGGAAGAGAAUGGUUCGGCUAAAGCUUCCGAGGAAAGGCUCCGGUUCAUGCCAGCAUAUGCCUUCGUAGACUAGAUUGGAUUACAUGUAGAGCUUGAGAUGCUUGUGUAAUAUCAACAAUCAAUCCUGCCUGUUUUUUUUAUCUUUUUUCUUUUUCUGUUUGUGCAUGCUAAUUAAAUCGCUUUAUCGCGACAUCCGACCGGUCAAAGUUUUUAUUAAUAUAUCAGCCAAAUUCUGGAGAA
Zea mays is the source of this 1415-nucleotide messenger RNA. Its product is annotated as pre-mRNA-splicing factor 18. The transcript is spliced from 2 exons. Gene Ontology annotation, biological process: RNA splicing; generation of catalytic spliceosome for second transesterification step. Gene Ontology annotation, cellular component: U2-type post-spliceosomal complex; U4/U6 x U5 tri-snRNP complex; U5 snRNP. The record is from RefSeq and is a predicted model, not a curated record. NCBI's taxonomy places the organism in Eukaryota, Viridiplantae, Streptophyta, Magnoliopsida, Poales, Poaceae. Bases 85 to 1248 code for a protein of 387 amino acids.